This is a messenger RNA of Musa acuminata subsp. malaccensis (wild Malaysian banana), 3338 nucleotides long. RefSeq lists its product as uncharacterized. Gene Ontology annotation, cellular component: endoplasmic reticulum; Golgi apparatus. The record is from RefSeq and is a predicted model, not a curated record. NCBI's taxonomy places the organism in Eukaryota, Viridiplantae, Streptophyta, Magnoliopsida, Zingiberales, Musaceae.
AUUUCAACAUGCAGUAGCAAACACAUUAAUAUGGUUUAAUAAACCAGUAAUGAAAUCCCACACGAGCAUUCAUCCCGUCGCGCAAAACAAAGCUGCUCUCAGCAUCUCUCUCACCUUGGCGCUCAAGCCAUGAACUGUGAUGAGGAAUCGACCAAAAGGAAUCCUAUCCUGCUUUGCUUGUGGCCGCCGUGCUGAGGUCGAUCCCAGAAAGCAGCACCUUGGUGCUCAAGGCACAAGGUCAGCUUUUGAGGAUUCCUGACGGUACCGUCCAUCGACGAACGGAGAAGGCAUCCUUCUUUGCUUCGGUGGUGGUUCCGCCGUAACCUCUUCCUUCCUCCACGAGCAAUGCCUUCUAAUAUGCUACGGCUGCGCCUCCCUCCACACCUCGUCAGCUGCAGCCCAUCGAUCCAUGAAUGUAUACGUCUCACCAUCGAUUUGAGUCGAUGUAGAAGUGCAGACAUCAGCGGAUCAUCUGUUUGCUUCCGCACCUUCUCCGUCUUCCGGAGUUCCUAAUGGGAUGGGUGACUCUCUACAAGCGGCGGCUCAAAGUAUUCACCACGGCAUUGCUGAUCUACCUGGACUACAAGGCCGUGCAGAUGAUAGAUAACUGGUAUAGCGGUAGCAGAAGGGAUGAUCUUUGGGAAGGAACACAUGAGCGGAAUGCUAAGCGUGUUCUCGAUUUGAUGAUCCAGUUGGAAGGUCUGUGGGUAAAGCUUGGUCAAUACCUGUCCACCCGAGCCGACGCUCUGCCAGACGCUUAUGUGCGUCUUCUCAAACGGCUGCAGGACUCUCUUCCUCGUCGGCCACUGGAAGAGGUUCGCCAAACUAUAGAGAAGGAGCUGGGGAAACCUAUGAAUGAUAUCUUCUCUCAUUUUGUUGAGGAACCCCUUGCUACUGCAUCUGUGGCACAAGUUCACCGUGCAACUCUGAGAGAUGGGCAGGAUGUGGUUGUUAAAGUUCAACAUGCGGGCAUCAAGGAAGUCAUCUUAGAGGACUUGAAGAAUGCCAAAUCAAUAACGGACUGGAUAGCAUGGGCAGAGCCACAAUAUGACUUCAAUCCAAUGAUAGAUGAAUGGUGCAAGGAGGCACCUAAAGAACUUGAUUUCAAUCAUGAAGCCGAAAACACAAGAAGAGUUUCCGAAAACCUGCGACUCAAAAAUGAGCUCGAUGGCAUGAAUAGAGUAGAUGUGCUGAUCCCAGAAAUUAUUCAGUCAUCCGAGAUGGUCCUUCUGCUGCAAUACAUGGAUGGGAUUCGAUUGAAUGAUAAUGUUUCUCUGGAAGCAUAUGAGGUGGACAAGCAAAAGCUUGUUGAAGAGAUCACACGUGCAUAUGCUCAUCAAAUCUAUGUUGAUGGGUUCUUCAAUGGUGAUCCACAUCCAGGAAAUUUUCUUGUGUGCAAGGAACACCCAAAUCGCCCUAUUCUGCUGGACUUUGGCCUCACCAAGUCAAUAUCAAGCUCUAUGAAACAGGCACUAGCAAAAAUGUUUCUGGCAUGUGCUGAGGAGGACCAUGUGGCUCUCUUAGCUGCCUUCACAAUGAUGGGACUUAAGUUGCGGCUUGAUAUGCCAGAGCAGGCUAUGAACCUUGCAAAAAUAUUUUUCCGCACUGCAGCGCUGCCAAGUCAAGCAUUUGAAAAUGUGCAAUCUAUCGCUGAUCAAAGACAGAAGGAUAGGAAGGUUAUUCAAGAGAAGAUGAAGUUGAACAAGAAGGAAGCUAAACACUUUAAUCCUAUUGAUGCUUUCCCAGGUGAUGCAGUUAUAUUUAUGAGGGUGUUGGAACUUCUUCGAGGGCUUUCUUCAACUCUAAAUGUUCGUGUUGUUUAUUUGGACAUCAUGCGACCAUUUGCUGAGGCAACACUACUAGGGGGCAUCAAGACUGGACCAGCAGUGAAUAACCAAUGGAUCUAUGAUUCACCAGUUCACUCUGAUUUGGAGGCUAAGUUGAGGCAGCUCCUGAUUGCGCUUGGAAGUGAGAAAAUACUUGGGAUACAAGUGUGUGCAUACAAAGACGGGAAGGUGAUCAUAGAUACUGCAGCUGGGGUGAUGGGGAGAUACGACCCUCGGCCUGUUCAUCCUGACACCUUGUUUCCAGUCUUCUCAGUAACACAAGGAAUCACUGCUGCGAUGGUGCAUUGGCUGGUUGAUAAGGGGAAACUCAAGCUGGACGAAGCCAUAGCAAACAUUUGGCCAGAGUUCAGUGGCAGCAAAAAGGAUCAAAUAAAGGUUCAUCAUGUACUCAACCACUCAUCUGGUUUGCACAAUGCUAUGUCUGAUGUCAUGAGGAGCAACCCUUUGCUAAUGUGUGAUUGGGAGAAAUCUCUACAGCUUAUUGCUAGUUCAGUUCCUGAGACAGAACCAGGUUCCCAACAACUAUACCACCACUUGUCCUUUGGUUGGCUUUGUGGUGGUGUAAUAGAGCAUGCAUCUGGAAAGAAAUUUCAACAAUUACUGGAAGAGGCUUUUAUUCACCCUCUCAACAUUGAAGGAGAACUUUAUAUCGGCAUUCCUCCAGGAGUGGAGUCUCGGCUGGCGACGCUCGCCGUCGACACCGAGGACCUGCAAACUCUCCUCGAGAUCGAGGCGAGGCAGGAAAUGGCGCCGCCCAGCUCGCACCAGGGCAACGUAGCAGAUACGAUGUCUUCCCUCCCCGUCCUCUUCAACAAUCUCAACACCCGACGAGCCAUAAUCCCCGCAGCCAACGCGCACUGCUCCGCCCGUGCCCUGGCACGCUUCUACGCAGCCCUCGCCAAUGGCGGAUCCACCCUUCCACCGCACUCCCUCCUCUCCAAGCCUCCCCUCGGCAGCCAUGUCCACACUCCAACCUUUCCUCCCCUGAAGCGUCCCAAGAAGAAUUGGCGAGUCAAGUGGACACAGAACAAGAACAGCAGCCUCACAGAUAUCAGCAUCGACGACGGUGGGCCGAAGAACACCAGAACCAUAUUUCGCAGCCCCACUAUCCACGACGCUUUCAUGGGCGUGGGCGAUUACUCCGGCAUGGCAAUUCCAAAUGGCAGGUUUGGGCUCGGGUUUAGGAGAUUCAACACUACGACUGGCGAUCUGAGGGGCUUUGGCCAUGCCGGAGUUGGUGGAUCUUCUGCAGUCUGUGAUACUGAGCACAACUUCUCGAUUGCAGUCACAGUGAACAAGAUGGGAUUGGGUGGUGUGACAGGGAGCAUACUGCAGCUGGUUUGCUCUGAGCUUAACAUUGAGCUCAACCUUCCCCUACCUGAAGAGUUCUCCGGGUUUGGGUAGCUACAGGUUUGUGCAAAACUGGACCCGAUCCGACCCGCUACUGUGACUCUGAACCCGGAUGGAAUCCUUCUCGGAUCCGCAACGGGG